GAGCCCGGCCGUGCGCCUGGUUGACCGCCGUGAGGAGGUGAGAGGGAGCUGGGCCGAGGGCGCUGCCUGGCGUCCCGUGCGGAUGCGGGGCCACGUCGCCCGUGGAGGCCCCCGGGGGAAGGGACUCUGCUGCAGCCCCCAUUUCGCUUCCUCAGGUGUGUCGCCGGCCGCUCCCCAUUGGUGACUCCGGUAUGGCCACCCUGGGAAGGGUGAGCCAGGAGUCCUUGGGUGGAAGCUGGCAGGGGAGAUGACGACGCUGACACACCGAGCGCGGCGUGCUGAGGUGGGAAGGAACUUGGACAAGAAACCCAACAGUGAGGAAGAUGCGGCUGCGGACAGAGACCCGAACGAUGGUGAUCCUGAUGAUUCCAAAGAUAUCCGCCUCACGCUUAUGGAGGAGGUGCUGCUCCUGGGGCUGAAGGACAAGGAGGGCUACACCUCCUUCUGGAAUGACUGCAUCUCUUCAGGCCUGCGGGGCGGCAUCCUCAUUGAGCUGGCUCUGCGCGGCCGGAUCUGCCUGGAGCCACUCUCCAUGAGGAAGAAGAGGCUGCUGGAGAGGAAGGUGCUCUUGAAGUCAGAUGCGCCGACUGGUGAUGUCUUGCUGGAUGAGACUCUCCGGCACAUCAAGGCCACGGAGUCUGCAGAAACGGUGCAGACCUGGAUAGAGCUGCUCACUGGGGAGACCUGGAACCCCUUCAAGCUGCAGUACCAGCUGAGGAACGUGCGAGAGCGCAUCGCCAAGGCGCUGGUGGAGAAGGGCAUCCUCACCACAGAGAAGCAGAACUUCCUGCUCUUCGACAUGACCACCCACCCUGUCAGCAACGCCACUGAGAAGCAGCGCUUGGUGAAGAAGCUCCAGGAGAGCAUGCUGGAGCGGUGGGUGAACGACCCCCACCGCAUGGACCGCAGGACUCUGGCUCUCUUGGUGCUGGCCCACUCCUCAGACGUGCUGGAGAACGUGCUCGCCAGCCUGGCAGAUGACAAGUACGAUGUGGCAAUGAACAGGACCAAGGACCUCCUCGAUAUGGACCCUGAGGUGGAAGCUGCCAAAGCCAAGGGCACGGAGAUGAUCUGGGCCGUUCUGGCAGCCUUCAAUAAGUCCUAAAAAGUCCCAGAGCCCCCUAAACCAGGCGUGUGUCGGGGGGAGCCUCACCCCCUCGACACAAGGCUGCGGGUAUUUGGGCAUGGAGUUCCUGCAGCAGUGGGUGGGCUCAGCUCAGGGGGACUGGGGGAUUUCGCUCACUCCCCCGGGCAGGGGUGGGAGGGUGAGCGCCCACCCCCGCAGGCAGGUCACAUCUCCAAAGGCCGGUGCCUGCGGGAGAGGUGGUGGCAGCUCUUCACUUCCCAUCCCAUGGGCUUCAUCCUUGGGCCAGCGCGGAGCUGGGAGGUGGCCCAGCCCAGCCUUACCUGUGUGUGCUCCCAGCCUGAGCGGGGCUGUGGAACAGCUCCCAGUGGGCCGGCUUGUCCAGCUGCCUCCCUGGCUCCCUGUCCCAUGCACAGAUCUUGCCUUCGGGGUGCCCAGGCAGCACGGGUUCCCCUGGGGCUCACACUGACACCCUGGGGCAGGGGCGCGGGCAGGAGGGACGGCUCCGGGGGGGCAAGGACUAACCCCGGCGCUGGCUGGGAAGCCUUGGGCCAGUGUGGCCAUCGAGCAGCAGCUCUGCAAAGGCCGUGGAGCCCCCCAGGCGGUGCUCCUGCCAUGCUCCCGCUCUUUCUAGUAAGAGAGGAAGUUAAACUGUGAUUUAUUAUUAUUUUUUUUUUUUUAAACCCCUUCCCCUUCCACCACCACUUUAAUCUGUAGUUCAUUUAAAUGUAUUUCUCUGCAGCCCAAGGGA
Molecule: messenger RNA, 1835 nt
Organism: Chroicocephalus ridibundus (black-headed gull)
Lineage: Eukaryota; Metazoa; Chordata; Aves; Charadriiformes; Laridae
Gene: GOLPH3L
Product: golgi phosphoprotein 3 like
Exons: 5
Coding region: 248-1105 (285 amino acids)
Biological process (GO): Golgi to plasma membrane protein transport; Golgi organization; Golgi vesicle budding
Cellular component (GO): cytosol; trans-Golgi network; Golgi cisterna
Molecular function (GO): phosphatidylinositol-4-phosphate binding
Source: RefSeq, a predicted model, not a curated record